Molecule: messenger RNA, 1648 nt
Organism: Ceratotherium simum simum (southern white rhinoceros)
Lineage: Eukaryota; Metazoa; Chordata; Mammalia; Perissodactyla; Rhinocerotidae
Source: RefSeq, a predicted model, not a curated record
GGAAGUGCUUCCUUAGCCCGCGGCGCGCGUGUGCAGGACGAAGUCGUGGCGGCCCCCGCGGCGGCUGGAAAGACAACGGUUUCACCAGAGUCUGAUCCAGCCCCGAGGCCUUCGCCAUGGACUUCCAGCAUCGUCCCGGGGGCAAGACCGGGAGUGGGGGCGUGGCCUCCUCCUCCGAGAGCAACCGAGACCGCAGGGAGCGUCUCCGGCAGCUGGCCCUGGAGACCAUCGACAUCAACAAGGACCCUUAUUUCAUGAAGAACCACCUGGGCUCCUACGAGUGCAAGCUGUGCCUGACGCUCCACAACAACGAGGGGAGUUACCUCGCGCACACCCAGGGGAAGAAGCAUCAGACCAACUUGGCCCGGCGAGCAGCCAAGGAGGCCAAGGAGGCCCCCGCCCAGCCGGCGCCCGAGAAGGUCAAGGUGGAGGUGAAGAAGUUUGUGAAGAUCGGCCGCCCAGGCUACAAAGUGACCAAGCAGAGGGACACGGAGAUGGGCCAGCAGAGUCUCCUCUUCCAGAUCGACUACCCCGAGGUCGCCGAGGGCAUCGUGCCGCGCCACCGCUUCAUGUCCGCCUACGAGCAGAGGAUUGAGCCCCCAGACCGGCGCUGGCAGUACCUGCUCAUGGCCGCCGAGCCCUACGAGACCAUCGCCUUCAAGGUGCCCAGCAGGGAGAUUGACAAGGCCGAGGGCAAGUUUUGGACUCACUGGAACCGGGAGACCAAGCAGUUCUUCCUCCAGUUUCACUUUAAGAUGGAGAAGCCACCCGCCCCGCCCAGCCUGCCCGCCGGGCCUCCUGGGGUGAAGCGGCCCCCACCCCCACUGAUGAACGGCCUGCCCCCGCGGCCGCCACUGCCCGAGUCUCUGCCCCCACCUCCACCUGGAGGCCUGCCACUGCCACCCAUGCCGCCCAGCGGGCCUGCCCCCUCGGGGCCCCCGGGCCCUCCCCAGCUGCCCCCUCCAGCCCCUGGGGUCCACCCCCCGGCACCCGUGGUCCACCCGCCAGCAUCUGGGGUUCACCCCCCAGCUCCCGGGGUUCACCCCCCGGCACCAGUGGUCCACCCACCAGCAUCUGGGGUCCACCCCCCUGCUCCUGGGGUCCAUCCUCCAGCCCCAGGAGUUCAUCCUCCAGCCCCAGGGGUCCACCCACCAGCCCCAGGGGUCCAUCCCCCCCCAUCUGCUGGGGUUCACCCUCAGGCCCCAGGGGUGCACCCACCGGCUCCUGCAGUUCACCCCCAGGCCCCGGGGGUGCACCCACCAGCUCCUGCAGUUCACCCCCAGGCCCCGGGGGUCCAUCCAGCAGCUCCUGGGGUCCAUCCACCAGCCCCAGGAAUCCACCCCCAGCCUCCUGGGGUUCACCCUCCACCUCCUGGGGUCCACCCUUCAGCUCCUGGGGUCCAUCCUCCAGCUCCUGGGGUCCACCCCCAGCCUCCUGGAGUUCACCCCUCAAAUCCUGGGGUGCACCCCCCGACUCCCAUGCCCCCGAUGCUGAGGCCCCCACUGCCCUCCGAAGGCCCUGGGAACAUUCCACCCCCUCCCCCCACCAACUGAAAAGCCACCCCAUCCUGGCAAGUCUGGUUUUGUUUCCUGUAUUUGCCUCCUGGAGCAAAGUUCGUGUUUCUGUACCCGGCUGAGUUGUGUCCCCA